Wasmannia auropunctata (little fire ant) is the source of this 995-nucleotide messenger RNA. RefSeq lists its product as uncharacterized. The annotation marks the transcript as partial. The transcript is spliced from 3 exons. NCBI's taxonomy places the organism in Eukaryota, Metazoa, Arthropoda, Insecta, Hymenoptera, Formicidae. The record is from RefSeq and is a predicted model, not a curated record.
AAGAAGGAAGUUGAAUUCCUUUCCACCAGUUAUUGCCUGUCAUCCAACAGUCUGAAUAGUGUAAAACGGACACACAGUACCAAACGUAUCGAUAAAAAUUUAAUUCUUUUAUCUUAUCAUUUAAAUCAAACUGAAUUGUGAAUGAAUGCACGUGUACCUUUUUUUGCUGCAAAUAGCAAAAGACCAGCACAGUUUAAUGCGGACAGUUCAACCAGGCCGAAGACUUGGGCAUUGUUUUCUGCACUAUUUAAAACAGUGAUUUAUUCGAGGAUUUCAUUUAUAUAUGCUCGAUGGAUAAAACUCUUAUCUCAUUAGAUUCAACUUGGCAUAAAUUUUUUAAAAGUGACACAAUAUGAAGUAACCUAAUUAAUUAAAUACAUAACAUUAAUUUUGUUAUGUUAUUUUACUUACUUUUAUUCUGAUAAUCGUUAAUUUUACAAACAGCACGAGUAUUUUUGUUAAAAAAAACGAUGAAUGCCCUGAUGUUCUUUAUCUUCGUCAGUCAGAUUCUAUAUAUUUUUGGAAAAGUAAUCCUAUUGCGCGGAUCCUUAUUAUCUAAUGGUUCAAAUAGACCUGCUAAAGUAAAAUUGAUAUGUCUCUCGGAAGAUGAUGGCGGAGCCCUUGUGUGGAACAACAAUUUAAUCUGGAAAUCUUAUUCUCCUGAAGAAAACAAUUUGCAAUUUCACAAUUUAAGUAAACUCAACAAUAAUGAGAUCAAUUGUAAAAUGAACGAAAGCUGCUUGGAGUCAUGGAAUAAACAGAACUGGACUCUUACAAAUUCUUUAAAAACACCUAUGGGUCCGGUAUUUGAUCAGCGAUGGGAAAAUUUUAAACAAUAUAAUAAUCUUCAAGAUACUUAUGAUUAUGUAGAUUUUAAUCUUAGUACCGAAGUAAAGCUACCUUUUUCGGUUCGUGUUUCCCAUAACGCACAAAUAUUAAUUUGCAACAGUAAGAAGUUUGCCAGAGAUUCUUGCUAUUGGAUCGGAAGAGCACAC